AUGCAGCAAUUCGCGCCACACAACUACCGUAACAGCUUUGCUACUAGCUGGGAGAAUAGGAGCACCUUGUUGCAAAAUAACAUCUCUGGUUACUCAACAGAAGAUGACAACGGAAACGCCUUAGCAGCUGGAGCAGGUGCAGCUGCUGCCGCACUUGCACUCGCCGCCGCUGGCGCAGCCGCAGCCACCGGCAGCAGCGGUCUUGCAUACGCAAGGCGCGUUCUCAGCAGUGCACGUGCAGCCUACUCCGCAGCUGCAGUUAGCGCCGGCGGCGGGAGCAGCGGACUUGCAUCCGCAAGCGGAGUUCUCCGCAGUGCACGUGCAACCCUCCCCGCAGCUGCAGGUAGCGCCAGAGGCGGGAGCAGCAGCGGACUUGCAUCCGCAAGGAGAGUUCUCCGCAGUGCACGUGCAGCCUUCGCCGCAGCUGCAAGUGGCGGCGGCAGCGGUCUUGCAGCCGCAAGGGGAGUUCUCAGCGGUGCAGGUGCAAGCCUCGCCGCAGGUGCAGGUGGUGGGAGCCAUUAUGCUGUCCCUCUUACUCCCUCGCCCAUCGCUGAUUCUCUUCCCCCCUCGCUGCAGGGCAAAGUUUCUCCGCAGGGAGACUUCAAUGUGGAGCUCACGACUUACACCGUGCCUGCCUGGUGUGGACGCAACCUGCAAGGGCCAUCUUGUAGAGGUGCUGGAGUCUCACCUCUCUUCCUGUUUUAUUCAAUUCGUGCUGUUCCUGCCAUGUCUCCCCUGCUACAGGGCGAAGUUCCUCUGCAAGGCGAUUUCAGCGCGGAGCACAUGUUCUACGGCGUGGCUGACGUGGACGCAGCGCGCAGGGACCACCUGGUGGAGCUGCUGGACAUUGAUCUGACGUGGCGCAUGCACCGCGUGUCAGAUGGGCAGCGGAGGCGAGUGCAGAUCUGCAUGGGGCUGCUGCGGCCCUUCCAGGUCCUGCUUCUGGACGAGGUAACAGUAGACCUAGAUGUUGUCGCCAGGAUGGAUCUCCUCUCUUUCUUCCAACAAGAAUGUGAAGAGAGAGGAGCUACUGUAGUGUAUGCAACACAUAUAUUUGACGGUCUGGAGUCUUGGGCAAGCCACCUCGCUUUUGUCUCUUCUGGCAAGUUGCAGCGGCUGGAAUCAGUGGAUGCGUCGACACAGCAAUCUGCUGAUAGCCACAAGCCACCUGCAUUGCAACUACCAUCAUUGUUGGAAAUGGUGGAGCCUUGGCUGAGGGAGGAUAAGGCUAAGAGGGAGAAAGAGGUGGAAGAGGCAAAGAAGAGGGGAGAUGUGCCUAAAAGAGUGGAUCCAUUUGCUGGUGCUGGUAGGCACAUGGCAUAUUACAGGUAG
This is a messenger RNA of Closterium sp. Naga37s-1, 1332 nucleotides long. NCBI's taxonomy places the organism in Eukaryota, Viridiplantae, Streptophyta, Zygnematophyceae, Desmidiales, Closteriaceae. The record is from the annotation of a GenBank genome assembly.